AUGUUGACUCAACGCCCUUCAUUCCGCUUCUUGGCCACCGGCGCCGCGGUCUCUCUAUUCAUCCUUGCAUUCCUUGUGUUCGCAACUGGGCCAUCCUACAGGCUUUCAUCACAAUAUAAAAUGAAGACACAUCCCCGACCGCAAUAUUGUGCGCCACCUGUGAACUCGUCCGCGGGUUGGGAUUUCAUUGUCGAGCGCGAUGGCAACAAUCACGGGCUCUCCGAGGACCAGUGCCGUACUGCGUUUCCAAAGCUAUUUGCUGAAAUUGACAAGUCAUCUUCCUUGAGAACGGAGAAGCGUGUCUCAUAUGUGGAGCUAGACUCACGGACUGUAGACGAUGGCAUGGUGCGGGGGAUCAUUGAUCAGGGAGAAUUGUAUAUCGUCGACUACGCCUCCAUGCCAGUUACAGCAUCUCGCGCACGGGCUACCCUAAGCUCUCUUCACCGUGCCCUGACAGCAUUCCCAAACCGUCACCUCCUACCGAGUAUCGAGUUCAUCUUCACAACAGAAGACUUCGCUGAGGAUACAACUGGCCCAAGCCCCAUCUGGGCCUACUCAAAACGUGACUCGGAUACAUCAGUCUGGUUGAUGCCAGACUUCGGAUACUGGGCUUGGCCGGAGGUGCAGAUCGGGCCGUACCAUGAAGUCCGGCGCCGCAUUGCCGCAAUCGACGACGGCCAUACUGCGGCAGAUGGCACGUACAUCCCAGGGUUACCGUUCCAAGAGAAGAAGAAACAGCUCGUGUGGCGCGGCAGUCUGGCAACCAACCCGCCCGUGCGGAGCAAGCUGCUCAAGUCUGUGCAGGGUAGUGGCUGGGCGAGCGUGCGUGUCAUUGACUGGGACGAUGAAAAUGAUAUUCGUUUCAAUCUCCUGCCUAUCGAGGACCACUGCCGGUACAUGUUUCUCGCGCACACUGAGGGUCGAAGCUUCUCUGGUCGCGGCAAGUAUCUUCUGAACUGCCGUUCUGUUGUUAUCUCGCAUGCGCUUGAAUGGCGUGAAGCUCAUCACGCGGCACUCAUUGCCACCGGACCGGAUGCGAAUUACGUCGAGGUUGACCGGGAUUGGUCUGAUCUCAUGCGUAAAAUGGAUCAUCUUAUUGAUAACCCCAAGACUGCGGAGCGUAUCGCGAAUAAUGCGGUGCGCACGUUCCGUGAUCGUUACCUGACUCCUGCUGCGGAGUCAUGCUACUGGCGCCAGUUGAUUCGUCAAUAUGCUGCGGCUUGUGAUUUCGAGCCGGUCUUGUUCUCUACUGAUCGGAAUGGAAAGACCCGGCCACGGGGUAUUUCCUAUGACACUUGGCUACUCAGGCGUUGA
Molecule: messenger RNA, 1314 nt
Organism: Penicillium paradoxum
Lineage: Eukaryota; Fungi; Ascomycota; Eurotiomycetes; Eurotiales; Aspergillaceae
Exons: 2
Coding region: 1-1314 (437 amino acids)
Source: RefSeq, a predicted model, not a curated record